AUGGCACACAGUUUGCUUAAGAAUGUGGAGGCAGAUGGUUGGGAACGAUUAGAUUUUCCCAUCAUCUGCGAGUCAUGCUUGGGAGACAAUCCCUACGUCCGGAUGACACGAGCUGAUUAUGACAAGGAGUGUAAGAUUUGCACACGUCCGUUCAUAAUUUUCAGGUGGAGGCCUGGUCGUGAUGCGCGAUUUAAGAAGUCAGAGAUUUGCCAGACGUGCAGUAAGUUGAAAAACGUUUGUCAAGUUUGCCUCUUGGAUCUCGAAUAUGGCUUACCAGUUCAAGCUCAGACAAUCGACGAGCUCCACUCGCUGCAGAAAAAGAAGUCGGCACCCACCACCUCUAACAAUGGCACUUAUGGUGCUGCUUUUGCCAUCACCAUCUCUGAGGAGGAGCGACACAAGCAGCAGCUCCAGUCCAUCAGUGCUUCUUUGGCAUCGCUGACGAGAGAGACGGGGCCAAAUGUGGUUUGA
Molecule: messenger RNA, 471 nt
Organism: Malus domestica (apple)
Lineage: Eukaryota; Viridiplantae; Streptophyta; Magnoliopsida; Rosales; Rosaceae
Product: zinc finger CCCH domain-containing protein 4-like
Cellular component (GO): Prp19 complex; U2-type catalytic step 1 spliceosome; U2-type catalytic step 2 spliceosome
Molecular function (GO): U6 snRNA binding; pre-mRNA binding
Source: RefSeq, a predicted model, not a curated record